GUAAUAAUUACUAAAAUAAUAAUUUUACUACUCUAUUAUCUGGAAUGGAUAGUUGUAAAUCUUUUUAAAAGUUUUGAAUACAGAUUAGUAUAAGGACACAUCCACGCACUUGGAUAGUGUAUAAAUAUAACUACUUCAUGUCAUCCUGGCCAUUUAAUAUUUUUAAUUUAAUGUAAGCUCUACCCUUGCUCUUUCCCAUUUUUAUUUGCCUUUGCCACCACUAUCCCCACAAUCUCAUUCCACCCUUUCCUCUUUCAUCUUCCUUCCUUACACCUUUUCCCAACCCCUCUCCUGUACUCUUCCUUCUUCAUUCCCUUUCCACCGCCAUGACUGAAGAAGAGUGGCUUAAAGCAGCAAUCAUGGAUGACACUGUCGUUGCUGAAUUACUGCUGGGUCUCAACCAGGUCAAUCCGUUACCCUCAAAGUCUGACAACAAGACGGAUUUAGUACCGCUUGAGUGGAGUGUCCGUCAACGCAGGUCUAGACCGGUUUCUUUUAAUGCUAAAAAACCGGCUCCACGUGCUAGUCCUACUACUCCUUUGUCAUGGAGUGGGGCUACAUCUGUUAGUUGGGGAGCUGGUGGUGGAAGUGGAGGUGCAGGUGAGGGUGGUUGUGAAGAGUCCAGCGGACUUACACCUCCGCCGUCUAAAGCUCCAAGCAGCACGAGAUCUAAGGUUAAUGGUUCUAGUGAUGCUACCACCAGCAAGAGAUCAAGGAAGAAAAAGACACUGACAGAACUGAAAGAGGAGGAGAUCAUGCUAAUCAAGGAAAGAAAGCAAUUGAAGAAGGAACUAGCUUUGGUACAAGCCAAUUUGGAGAAACAGAGGGAUACAAAUCAAAACCUGAAAAGAAUGAAGCUUGAUUUGCAGACUCAACAGGCAAAUGAAAGAGGUACAACUGUUGCAUAUGAUGGGAGUUUGAGUCAGUAUCAGCAAGAGGUCCUACCAAGUAAUCCAUCCAUUCCCAUCUCCCUGGACAAAGUUGCAGUAGUGCCAUCAUCUCCGGAAGAGCAGCAAGAUUGUCUGGAGUCUAAAUUUGUACUCCCAGACCUCAAUCUUCCAUUUGGCGAGGAUUCCAGCACUGAAAUUCUAUGUGGGGUGAACUGAAAUACGUCCGCAUAACACGUGCAUUCUCCAAUGAGGAAAGACAAGUAUAAUGAGAAGCAUCUAUAAGUAGUAAGGGCUAACCCUGUUAUAGGUUGAAUUAUGGAGUCAGUUGUAACAUAAGGACUUUCCUUCACCACUUGCCACACCGAAUGUGCCCAAGUGGAUUUUUAGUCAUGAAGGUACUGAGGGUAGUUAGGAUCUGUGAUAUUUCUUUGAAAAGAUGUCAACCAUAGGUUAGAGAUCCUAACUCGCUAGUUGCAGUAACAUUCUUUUCUGACAGGUUUCUUCAGUGUCCAAUUCUUUGGGUCCAACCCUCAUUCCUUCUGAGUUUCUCUCUGGAAAUAUUUACAGAUAAAAUGUAACUAUUUUAUAUAUUAGUCGACAUAUUGCUUGAAUACCAUAAUUCUCUUUUCUCAA
Messenger RNA from Capsicum annuum, 1523 nucleotides. RefSeq lists its product as uncharacterized. The record is from RefSeq and is a predicted model, not a curated record. Bases 327 to 1106 code for a protein of 259 amino acids. The transcript is spliced from 5 exons. Lineage: Eukaryota; Viridiplantae; Streptophyta; Magnoliopsida; Solanales; Solanaceae.